Dovyalis caffra is the source of this 2664-nucleotide messenger RNA. The record is from the annotation of a GenBank genome assembly. Lineage: Eukaryota; Viridiplantae; Streptophyta; Magnoliopsida; Malpighiales; Salicaceae.
AUGGGCUGUGGAGGAUCUAAAGUGGACGAUUUACCACUAGUAACUCUCUGUAGAGAGCGCAAAGAAGUAAUCAAAGCUGUCUCCGACCACCGCUACGCCCUCGCUGCUGCACACGUGGCUUAUUUUCAUUCACUGAGAGACGUUGGCGACGCGAUUCUCCGAUUUGUCGACGAAGGACUCGUGAUCGCCUCUUCCUCUACACCUCCUGCCUCUCCCGUACUAACAUUACCUCCUCGAGAAGGAAAAUCCAGGCGCAAAUCGAAAAAUUCCACUCCUUCAACGUCACUUUCGCACUCUAUAGAAAGCAAAAGUAAAGAUGAUGAGAUUGAAAAUUCGCAUUUGGAUUUGUCUUCCGCGUCGGAUACCGAAUCGGGCUCAGGUUCGGGUUCGGGUCAUAUCCACAUUCACGAUACCCCUGAAGAAGAGGAAGAAGAAGAAGCGGUAAGAGAGGUACCUUUAACUUCUUACAAUAAUAAUUUUAAUGAUUACCCCCAGCCCCAAACUCAAGGGCAUUGGGGUUUUCCUAAUUAUUCAGGAGAUAAUCCAUAUUUUAACCAGUUCCCGUAUCCAUACUCGUACGAGAAUUCGUAUUCUAAUACGUACUAUAUGAAAAGGUCUGCUACUCCGGCAAAAACGGUGAUGUAUGAGGAUCCGUCGGUAAAUAGGUAUUCGGAUGGAGGGUCGGGUUACUAUGGAGGUGGGUAUUUUGGGUACCCGAUGAUGGGAACGCCUGCAAGACAGCCAAGUCCUGAAACUCCACCACCGGUGCCACCGUCACCACCGAAAGUGUCAACAUGGGAUUAUUUCAACGUGUUUGAUGCAUACGACAAUGGUGUUAGUGGUGGGUAUCCGGGUUAUAAUCCCAAUGCGAGAUACGGGUAUGGUUCGAGUACCAGUAGCCCGGAUUCGAAGGAGGUUAGGGAGAGAGAAGGGAUUCCUGAUUUGGAAGAUGAAACGGAGCAAGAAGUGAUAAAAGAGGUUCAUAAAGAGAAGAAGAAAGCGAGUGAAGAAAUGGAUGUGAACGGGAAAAUGAAAUUUAACGAGGAAAUGGAAAGGAAUUACGGAGAGGGUACUUCAAAAUCAGUGCAUUUUGAAAGUAGUAGUGAGAGUUUAGAGUCAAUUAAGGGUAAAGGAACUAGGAGCAGUAUGAGUCCGGAUACAAUUCAGAGUUCUGAUAGCACUGUUUCGAAGAGUCCUGAAGAUGGGACUGCGAGGAAUAAGGGGGUUAGUUUUGAGGUUGAAGAUGCAUCUAAUGUAACAAUGGAUGUUGAGUCUUCAAAGCCUAGCAGUGCUGCUGCUACUACAUUUUUGGCCCAUGGUACAAGGGAUCUUCAAGAGGUGGUCAAUGAAAUCAGGGAUGAGUUUGAGACUGCUUCUGAUUAUGGGAAAGAGGUUGCACUAAUGCUUGAGGUGAGCAAGUUGCCUUACCAAUACCAGCGAAAAAGUACCCUACUUAAAGCGAUUCUUUCCAGGAUCCUGUAUUUGGUGUCUUCCCACCCUCCUGCAAGGCCAUCAGUACGCAUUUCUUCUAGGACAAUGAAAAUGGCUAAAGCUUACGCUACAGAACCUGGAAAUGGCUUUGACAUGAGGCGUAGAAGCCUUUCAUCUACACUACAAGAAAUUUAUGCUUGGGAGAAGAAACUAUACAAGGAAGUGAAGGAUGAAGAGCGGCUACGGUUCAUCUAUGAAAAGGAGUGCAAAAGGUUAAAAAUACUCGAUGACCGUGGAGCCGAGUCUAGUAAAAUUGAUGCUACACAGGCUUCAAUAAGGAAAUUGCUGACAAAAAUCAAUGUUUGUAUCAGAGCUGUCGAUGCUAUAUCUACUAAGAUACACAGGUUGAGGGAUGAAGAAUUGCAGCCUCAGAUCACUGAAUUGAUUCAUGGAUUGAUAAGGAUGUGGAAGUCCAUACUCAAAUGCCACCAGAAGCAGUUCCAAGCUAUCAUGGAAAGCAAAUUUCGCUCUCUCAAGGCACACAGAGAUUCUGGUUUGAAAGCGACAGUUGAACUUGAAGUGGAGCUUCUCAAUUGGUGCACCUGCUUUAACAACUGGAUUAAGACCCAAAAAUCUUAUGUUGAGUCAUUAAAUGGGUGGCUUUUAAGGUGUCUUCAUCACGAACCUGAAGAAACCCCUGAUGGGAUUGCACCAUUUUCCCCAAGUAGAAUUGGUGCUCCGCCUAUUUUUGUAAUUUGCAAUGAUUGGUACCAGGCAAUGGUUAGGAUUUCGGAGGAGGGGGUUGAAAAUGCGAUGCUUGGUUUUGCUUCGAGUUUACAUCAAUUGUGGGAACGGCAAGGUGAGGAGCAGCGACAGAGGAUCAAAGCAGAGUACCUUACUAAGGAUUUUGAGAAACGGCUUAAAACCUUGCGUAUGGAGAAGGGAAGGAUUGAGCAAGAGCAUGAUGCCUCAUCAGAUAAAACUAUGUCAAAGGUUCCUUCAGAAAGUGGAAUCUCACCACUAGAUGAUCUGAAGGUGGACUUGGAUUCAAUGAGGAAGAAAUUGGAAGAAGAGAGAGCAAGGCAUAAGGAGGCGGCCAAAUUAGUUCAUGAUGCAGCUUCCAGUAGUUUGCAAGCAGGUUUGGUCCCAAUUUUUGAGGCUUUGGGUAACUUCACUUCAGAAGUUUUGAAAGCUCAUGAAGAAGUUAGGCUUCAAGAUGCCAGAGGCCCAUAG